Molecule: messenger RNA, 447 nt
Organism: Lolium perenne
Lineage: Eukaryota; Viridiplantae; Streptophyta; Magnoliopsida; Poales; Poaceae
Source: RefSeq, a predicted model, not a curated record
AUGACAGAAGGCAAGGAAGAAGAUACCGAGGAUGACAGUGAGAAUGAUAACAACGAUGACAACCGAGCCGACGCUGAGGAUGAUGGGGAACAACGUGAUGACGCUGAUGAGGAGGAGGUUGAAGGGAAUGGGGACGAUGACGAAGAGGAAGAGAAAGAGGAAGAGGAACAGGGAGAUGAUGAUGAAUUUGAUGGUAAAGGAGGUGAUGACGGAGAUGAUGACAGUGAUGGUGAUGGAGGCAACAAUGCUGCAACUGGCUUUCAGGGAGGACAAAACGACGAUAUGUAUGAUGACGAAGCUAGUGACGAUUCUUUGACCACUGCGCAGUACUAUCUUAAUACCAGGAGUAAAAGGGGCAGUACAUGUACAGGUGACAAGAGGAAAAAGAAGGAUGAUGCCGAUGUUUUGCCAACAGCAACAAUGGAGGAUGCAUCAGUGCCUGACUAG